Molecule: messenger RNA, 19595 nt
Organism: Hydractinia symbiolongicarpus
Lineage: Eukaryota; Metazoa; Cnidaria; Hydrozoa; Anthoathecata; Hydractiniidae
Exons: 2
Coding region: 63-18956 (6297 amino acids)
Biological process (GO): nerve development; axon guidance; morphogenesis of an epithelium
Cellular component (GO): sarcolemma; dystrophin-associated glycoprotein complex; dystroglycan complex
Molecular function (GO): laminin binding; calcium ion binding
Source: RefSeq, a predicted model, not a curated record
GAUAUAUUAUCUUUUAGCGGUUAAGGAAAAUUCGGACAUAGAAGCAGUAUGCAAGAGCCAGUAUGGCUAAUAAUUUAAAAAGCUGUUUGUUUCUGAUUGGCUACAUAAUUUGCAUAACAUCUUGCAGUAAACACGAUCGUUUUGAGAAUGAUUUAUUAAAACGUCAUACUGAAGAAGAUUCAUGGAAUGAAUUUCGGUACAAUAACAUUACAAAUCAAUUUGAAAAAGAAGUCAAAGUGUUUGUAAAGUUGGGGAAAGUGUUUGUCUAUCAAUUACCAUAUCCACGUAAAGUUGAGGUGAUACCAAGACGCAGCCUGCCAAAAUGGAUUUACUUUAUCUCCCGGUUAAAAGCCAUUGUUAUUCUGCCACUUUACCAUUCUCGACGUGAAAAACAAAUCAUUUUCACUACAUUGGUUGACAAUACAAAUGAUACAUUGAAAUGUAUAACCAUAUUAAAAUUACAACCACAGAAGUUGGCUGAUGAUGGAGACAUACUGAUGUCAUUGUUACCUAAGGAGAGUGUCAGGAAACAACCUUUUAAAAAUGUAAUCAGGUUUUUUGAAACAAUCGAAGUGAUGUAUCCAAACUACCAACUCGUCAGAAAGAUACCAAGGGUAAUGAAAAUCGUUUAUGAAGCUGGAAACACAUUUGGGCAUAAACGAAACAUUUGCGUAUCAAUAAAGACAAAUUGCCACAGCGAUAAAAUCAAUGAUUUGUUAAAACUGAUGUUCCUUCAGAAGUAUGUGGCUUUAUCGGGUGUCAGAAUGUACGAGACCAACAACUAUAGAUCCAAUUGUCUGAAAGAACUUUCAAAGACAUUAAAUUCCACACAAUAUGACAAUGUUACUGAAUCAAAUUUUUUUAUGUUUGGACUUUCAAAUUCAAGAAAAAGAAGGUCACCUUUCCUUUUUAACUUACCCCAAAUGCAGUCGCCUCGGCAAGCAAGCAUUGCAGAUUGUCGCACGAAUACUCCGCCAUUGAAUAAUCAUUCGCAAAUUUCCCUUAAAAUACAACCGAAUGAAUUUACUCAUAUCAAUCUGAAAGAGAAUCUUUUUAUUGACAAAGAAGACGGCAAUACAAGACGUUUAAAACUAUCACUAAGAUGGUCAUCCGGUCAAGAAAUAGCGAAGUCCGAUUGGAUACAAUUUAGUUCAGCCUUGCAGUUUAUUUAUACUUGGGCAACUUACGAAGUACUUAUCAAUCAGCCACCAGAAGGGUAUAGUUUUCAGUUAGUUGCUGCUGAUCAAUGUAAUGCCACAGCCAGUCUUAAUUUACGUUUAACGGUGAAAAAUAAUGUUCUGCAUCCGCCUUGUCAUCACUUCGUAUUGAUUGUUGAAAGCAAAAUGGAUCGCAACACACCUUACAUUCACGUGUUGGUAGAUUUAGUAAAUCUAAUCCGGGUACAGUUGAAUGACACUAACUUAAAAAAUAUUCUUGUAACCAAAUUUUCAAAUGUCUUAGAGCAAAAGAACACGUUUUCUUUAUCCUUUACUGAUCAAGCUAUUAAAUGUCAACCUUGUGAUAUGAUGGCAAUAAGUAACAAGUGGAGAAUAACUCAAAAUACAAAAUUCAUUGAGACGUUCGCGCCGAAUUUUAAAUACCUUGGUACGACAGUUGACAAACGACAGUGUGGUGGCAAUUCGAAACCCAUCGUACUUUGCCCAAUUCCCACCCUAAACGUAACCCGUUAUUUAACAACAAAAUAUGACUUGCCAGUUAAUACAUUCUAUGAUGCGGAAGAUGGAUUUACAAGCAGUUUAAAACUGAAAGUGAGCACGGAUGGGAUACAAAAUAUAUUUAUGGUGAUAAUUGACCGGAUGGCGUUACACAUUUAUCAGGUGAACAGACCUCCCUUUAUUUCAAACGUACGGUUCACGUUAGAAGCAACCGAUUCCGGCGGAGUAAAAACAAGUUUGGAAUUUCAAAUACAAGCACAUAUGGUAUUUUCAAUUCCGUACGCUACGUUUGAACUCGAGUUCAACACGUUUUACAAUAGAGAAUUAACUGAUGGAGAUAUCUUGCUGGCGUUUUUAAAGAGAUUAAGCGAGUACUUAAAAAUUAUGUUGACAAUGGAACACAUCAGUGUUACUUAUUUUUACAGAACAGGGCUGUAUCCUCAGUACGUUAAGGUUCACUGGACUUAUUCCAACUUUUUUGAUCCUGGGAACCAUUUAAACACUUUUAACGCAAUUAAGAGAAAAUUAUAUGAUGGUAAUGAUAUUUCUAGUGACUUUGCGAAUUUUAUGUUGCCAUAUGUGUCUGAUAUAAAAGGAAAAUAUACGCAGCAUCAAAUGCAGACUUUAACAGUUAUACCGACACCAACAAUGUCGAAUCAAUUUAAAACCACUAUCAAUAGCAACCCACCAUUAAAAACCACUGUCCUAACCACUAUUAAGCCAUCAACAGCAUCAUUAAUAACACCAACAGCUUCUCAACCUACGCACGGUAAAGGUCCAAAGGCAAUGUAUGCAAUUGGUCCCUUUUUAGCAACUUUUUGUGAUUUUUUUGUGUAUCCAAUCCCAGAGAAUCUUUUCCAUGACAUCAAUGAUGGUAACACGAGAAAUUUAAACCUCUCUUUACAAACUGGCUCUUAUCAAGUUGUAAAUAAGACAUCAUGGCUUCAAAUAGAUACCGAUAUCCAAGUUUUAUACGGCUUUCUAAAGGUUAGUGAUUACAUCAAAGCUGGUGGGAAAGAAGAGAUAUAUUAUCUAGUUGCAAGGAAUUCUUUAGCGUUAGAAACCUAUUUGCCAUUCAAGGUUCAACUCCCAGAAAAGGUACCGCAAAUUUUUUAUCAAAUAACAAUGACCGUAACUAAAUUCUACGAUUCAAAUGCUCCAGAUAUUAACGAGCAAUUACUUCUCUUGCUGAAAGUGUCCACAUAUUUUGGUGAACCAAAAUUUUCCUGGGUAAAUAUUUUGUCCUUCUCAAGAAACGAAGAACAAAACCAAGUAACAUUUGCUUGGACAAACUGCACAUUAUCUGAUUCUUUAAAAUGCCCAAUUGCAGCUGUCAAAACCUUAUCAUCAAAAGUUGUUCUAAACAACCACAUAGCUAAUUCAAAUUUUGCCCACUUUCUUGCACCUCAGUACAUUAUUAAAAACAUUACUGCUUCCGUUAAUCAAAACUGCCAAUCAUCUACAACCACGUCACCAGGCACGACAUCUACGAUAAUUACGACUAGUCCUCUCAUACUGAACAGACUCGCUGCUCUGCAAGUAUAUUCGAUCUCCUACUAUCGAUUUAAAAUACCUUUCAACACAUUUUUUGAUGCAAACGACGGAUAUACCCCCUACUUGAAACUAGCUAUGUGGAAUCUUGAUGGCACUGCUCUGUCACGGUCUUCCUGGAUUCAGUUCAAUAUGGCAGCACAAGAAAUCUAUGCUUCGUUGCAUAUUGAUGUUCUUCAAGGAUCUAAUACACGAAAGUUUCAAUUCAUUUUGUCGGCUACAAACUCGUAUAAACGCACCACGAAUAUGAUUAUCACUCUGGAUUGUUUCCGAGCAGCUCUGCCAACAGGUGGCCUUAAUGUUGCCAUAACUGCAUUGGAAUAUUUUAGCUCCUCUAUGAAUGAUCUGCAAAUUUUGACUUUGUUCUUGCAGCGAUAUUUCCAAUACAUGGAUUCGAGAGGAGGAAUGGAAAUUGAAACAUUUCAAAGAACGAGUGAAACUCCUAGCCGUUUAUCAAUGUCGUUUAUUUAUAAUUUCGUUAAUUCAAAUCAAAGGUGUAACGUCACAAGAGUUGAAUCAGUAACACACAAGUUGACUUAUUUUGGUCAUAACACUAAUCCGUUUUUGAUACAGGUGUUUCUUCCUGAGAUGACAAUUGAUAAAGUCACAGUGCAAAGCUUUGGCUUUUGUAGUCAUGUAACUCCAGCGCCACCGCCUUCGCAAGGACCAGUGAUAAAGCAACAAAUACCGCUUUUACAUGCUAGUACUAGUUCCAAACUACAAUAUGCCAUCCCUGAAGGUUCUUUCUCAGACAGAAGUGAUGGUUCUACGAGAAAUUUGAAGCUGCUGAUACUUUCGCAAGAUCGUACUGUUCUUUCCAAAUUUUCUUGGAUACAAAUCUCGACACAGCAAAUUUUAACUGGUAUUUUAACACAACAUGACCUUUCUGGCAGUAACGAGAAAGUAUUUCAAUAUAUACUUCGUGCUGUGAAUUCUAAAGGCUUAUUUGUCGAUAUGAUAAUUCAUAUAUCUGCAAUGGACACACUAUCUUUGAAUGCUUUUACUUUCACUUUUACUGGUCAGUACCUGCAGUCGUUAGAUACAUCAAACGUAGACAUCUUAUUUUACAUUCACCAGAAGCUUCAUUCCUACCUAUAUGGUAACAACCCUGCAAGUAAAACUGGGUUUACUCGCUUUAAUCGAGACAAACCAGCACCUAGUAUGUUUACUAUAGGAUAUCAAGAUACAAAAAUGACACUUGGCAAUUGCAGAACUUCUUACUUUAAAGAAGUAAUGAGCAAACUCUUUACAAGUUCUAUUUACAUUAAUCCAUACCUAAUAUUAGCAAUGCAUCCCCAAAUAUCUUUAACAAGUGUGAAAAUGGAUGGCAAAUGUGACCAAAUUACAUCCACUGCAACAACCAAAACCACACCAACACCUACACCGACGGUUACUCCUAAUCACCCCCCUCAUGUUGUAGUUGAAGUUAGACCAAUAACGAUAAAUUACGGAGAAGCGAUAUUCUAUUACAUUGAUCAAAAUACAUUUCUGGAUAAUGAAGACGGGAACACAAGGAAUUUACACUUGGAAUUAUUUUUCAUCGACGGUCAAGUUUUGAACAAGAAGUCGUGGUUGCAAUGGAAUCAAAAUUUGCAAGUUAUUUAUGGACUUUUAAAGUUGUCCGAUUACAUACAACAACCAUCAAAUGGUUACAAGUAUAUGCUAGUUGCAACAGAUUCUAGUGGAUUGAAGGCAAGCACAGCAGUAACAGUAACUCUACCUACAUUUCAUAUCCAAUAUAACAUACGUUUCAGCAUGAAAAUAUCACAAUUUUACGAUCCUUCUUUACCAGAUGUGAACGAGCAGAUCCUAAUAACACGAAAGUUAUUUGAGUACAUUAAGCUGUACAAAAUUCAAAUCAUAACAUUUAGGCGCAUUGUUGACAAACAAGAAUUGGAGAUUGAAUGGACGUUAUAUCAACUGCCGUACACGCCUUGUCCUGUGGAUAUUUUAAGAAAAAUUACCCGUAAGAUUGUAUUAAAUGGUGUUCCCACAGUUUCUUUUAAAAAUGCCAUGAAGCCAGAAUAUAAUCUACAUCAAGUAUCUGUUGAGUUUUUAGAACCGUGCACAUUUUUUACUCAGUCCACUUUAAAGUUAUCAACAAUGACCCUCAAACCUUCGCCCUCAAGCACAACCGUAAGUCCCACUACAUCUCCAACAAGAUAUCCCCCGAUGCCAAUAAAUGUUAUACCAAGGCUAAACCUAAUACAAUGCAGUAAAUUUUAUUAUCAAGUCCCCGACAAAGCGUUUUAUGAUCCCCAGGACGGUUUUACGAGGAAUCUUCAAUUAAAUUUGGUCAACACUCAUAAUAAACUGUUAAACACUUCAGCAUGGAUAACGUUAGAUGGCAAUACACAAGUCAUACAUGCAGUGAUUACGGAUGAUAUUCUUAAGAGUCAAGAAUCUACAGCGACAUUUAAACUUUUGGCCAAAAACAAAUAUGGCUUAAGCGGCUAUCAAUUUAUCUCCCUUCAAUUACCAUCCAGAAAACAUGUGACGCACUCAUUUUCCCUUGUAUUUGUUUUGAAAUCUCCGCUGGAUUAUGAUGUCUAUGUUGUGAAGUUACUAUGCCAAAAGUUAAAUAACUUCAUGCAGACAACAAACAAUGUCCGAGUACUGAGUUUUACUCGAUACCAAUCUGGAUUAAUGAGAAUAACAUGGACCACUUGUAGUGUAGAGACAACUUACUGCAAUUACAAACAGAUAAAAGAUGUAAAAAGCAUAUUUUUCUGGGAAAACAUAAAUGUUAAGUCAGAUUUUAUUCAAGCUAUGCAUCCUGAUGUAAACGUUGGCCAAUUUUCAUUUCAACUUGAAGGACCAUGUGCAUUAUCAACGAUGAUAUCUAGCACAGUGUUGAAGCCUUCCCCAACACCGACAAUUACUCCACCGACUCAGAACCUACCUCCAGCCAUCUUAAAAUGGAUUCCAAUGCAAAAUGUUACAUCGUGUAGUAUGUUUACUUACCAGCUGCCAGAGGAUGCAUUUUUUGAUGUAGAAGAUGGUUUAACCAGAAGUUUGAAAAUAAAGAUACAUAAUCAGGAAGGCUAUAUUUUACCUGAAAACUCGUGGAUAUCUUUUAACAAAACCACGCAGACUUUCAUUGGUGUGUUACCGGAUGUUGAAGGUAGGGAAGAGAAAAGAUUCGUAUACAGAAUCCUGGCAGUAGAUAGUGGUGGAUUAGCCAUACAUCAACCGUUACAGAUUAAUGUAAUACCUCAACGAAACAGCGCACAGGAUAUCAUCAUAGACACUCAUGGCUCUUUAUACAGACACACAUCAAUAAGCCAGUUAAAGAUAUUGUUAUCAAAAAGUCUCUCCGAAUACUUUAUUUCUGCGGAUCCUGCGUGGUAUGGGUUGAAACUACAUUCAGUUGUAGUGUAUGGAACUUCACAAAAGAAAAUUAACUUCAGAUGGUCAAUUUGUGGAUUUCAAUGCGGACUGAGAGAUAUUGAAAAACUGAAAUCACUUAUCUUCCAGCAAGGUGUUUUAAAGGUUAAGUUUGUUGUUUUAAUUAAACCGACAGUUAUUAUAACAUCAGUGACAAUUUCAAAUAAUGACACUUGUAUGUUGUCAGUUUCAUCUUACUCAACAAGUUCAAUUCAACUUCUUCCAAGUCCUACACCCACGUUAAACACACCACCAAUCAUUUACAAGCCUGUACCAGUUUUAACUGUAAGAAGAUGCAGAAAAUUUGAAUAUGACAUUGCAGAAAAAACGUGUUUUGAUAGCCAGGACGGAUAUACACCGAAAUUAAAAGUUAAAUUACAGUAUACAAAUGGAACAAGUGUAGGAGAUAGCGCUUGGAUUCAUCUCAAUCCAUCAACCCAGAAACUCUAUGGUAUUAUAACAGAAUCAGAUAUAGAAAGUGCUGUUAAUAAUGUUCUGACGUAUUUACUUGUUUGCCAAGACAACGAAAAAGCAUCAGUAUCGCAACGUCUGCAUAUUAUUGUAGACGGGAGUUCACAAGCCCCAGUAUAUAGCAUCGUAAUGCAAAGCUAUGUGUAUACAACAACUCAAUCGAGCUAUGCUGAAACACAGUUGCUUUGGAUUAAGAAGGUUUUCCAGUAUCUUGGCAACGAUACAGAUGGAGAAAUGCAGAUCACGAAGUUCAAAAAGUCUACAGUUUUAUAUCCCCAGAUUAUUAUAUCGUGGUACUUCUGUUCCAUUAAUGAUAUAUGUAGCGAUAAACAAGGAAAGAAAGUUAAGGCCAAGUUAUUUACACACGAAAAUAGUUUGAACACUGAAUUUACCCAAGCAAUGGUACCAGAGUUUGUGGUUAUAUCAGGUAUAAUACAAAGCGAGAGGGAUUGUGGUAAAUCUGCAACAACAUCAGUCAAACCAUCAUCUUCAGUAAUUCUUACCAACAAACAACCGACAGUCUUAAUAAAAACUUUAUAUGUAAAAGUAAACCCCUGUUCUGACAUCUGGUAUCAGAUUCCAGCUAAUACGUUUUAUGAUCACGAAGAUGGCUAUACACCUAAAUUGGAUGUAAACUUGGUAAAUGUGGAUGGUACUGAGGUCAAAGAAAACUCAUGUGUCAAAUUUAACAAAACAACUCAAGUAAUUUAUGGCAUCAUUGUUUUAGAGAACAUCCGAAAGAACAAUAAAUUUCGUUUAAUUGCCACAGAUUCUAAAGGAGCAAUGGCAAGGAGUAACAUAUCCAUUGAAUUAGUAGAUGAUUUCACUCAUCUAAGUCAUGUAUUUUUUGCUCGCUCGUACCUAUAUUCGUCUAACAUGAAAAAACUAGGAAUGCUAUCUGGACUAAGAUCUAAAAUAUCAGCAUUUUAUGGAGAUGAAGCUACUAAUACCAUCAUGAUUAAAUCAGCAAGAAUUGAAGGUAACUACAUCGAUAUUGAAUGGUCCAACUGCAGUUUAGUUUCAACCUGUAAUGUUAACAAAUUAAAAACUAUCCAAUCUAAAAUACUGUACUACAACAAAAUCAUCAACGCUGAAUUUAUAGCCAGUCUUGCUCCUAUCUUUAUUGUCACAUUUGUUCAAUUUUCAUAUGGUGUCACAUGUUCUUCAGUAAUCAGCGUUAUUAUACCAACUUCAUCAAUAAGUAUAUCAAGGAUAUCAGCUACAUCUGUGAUCUUACCUACGCCAACACCCAUUAAAAAUACCCCUCCAGUAGUUUCAAAACCGUUGGUAUUCAUUGAUGUACCCUUAUGCUCCUCAUUCAGUUACCGAAUUCCAGCCAAUACAUUUUUUGACAGGGAAGAUGGCUUUACGCGUUAUUUAUCAUUGGAUCUACUUACCUUUGAUGGAAGAAAAUUACCAAAAACGUCAUGGGUGUUGUUUGUAAGUUCCACACAGGUUGUUUAUGGACAUCCUCGAGUCAACGAUAUGAAAACUACAAAGAGUUACUUAAAUUAUCUUCUUCGGGCAACUGACCAUAGAGGAGCCUCGGUAACGACGGUUCUUACUUUAGUGCUACCGCCUAAGCCUGUAAUUAACUUUCAACUAAAUGUCACAGUAAGAAGAUUUUUUGAUUACCAAACACCUGAUUUAACCGCACAGUUGUUUUUAGUGAGUAAGAUAUGCUCAUAUAUAGGAGACCGUGACGUAACGAAGGUGUUGGUAUUGUCUUUUGAACGAACAGAAGAGGAAGUGACUUUGUCAUGGUCUAAUUGUACCCUACGCCAUCAAUGCAAGAAAGACGUUGUUGCGAUGCUAGUCAACAUGUUUAUUACAGAUGGACGACCAAACGAUAGCUUUCAAGAAGUUUUGAAACCUUAUUAUCAUGUUAAAAAUGUAACCGGGGAUGUAGCUAACCAAUGUACUCAGGGGUCAUCAACACAGUACAUGAGCAUCACUCCUACUAAGUCGCUUUCUGUAGUGCCUACUCCAACCGUUAAAAUCAACUACCCACCACGUGUUCAAAAUAUAAUACCGCCGAUUGAAAUAACCUUUUGCAAAUCAUUUGCAUAUCAUAUCCCAGAAAAUAUAUUUAUUGACGAAGAUGGUACGACAUCCGCUUUAAGUUUAAAAUUGUUUGACGUAAAUGGAACGGUCUUGUCCAAAACAUCAUGGAUACAAUUUAAUUCUAACUUGCAAGUUGCAUAUGGCUUAUUGAAGACUUCGGACAUUUUAAGACAACCUCGGAACGGAUUUAGAUUUAUUCUGCAAGGUACAGAUUCUAAAAAUCUUUCGGCAACGACAAUAUUACCAUUUCAAGAACUAACUGAUCCCAUUGUGAUCGGUGUUCUUGUAGAAAUGAAAAUACGAUGUUCCCUAGUAGAUGAAUAUCCAUACGUUAACGACCUAUUUCAAAUCAUCAACAAAAUUUCUCAAUAUUUUAAUGACAAAUCUCCUGCAAAUGUUAAAUCGAUUGAUUUUAAAGAAGCACGACUUGACCCGGGACUGAUUUUAUUUACAUGGACGAAUUGCAGCUUUGAUUUUACCACGUGUCCGGAGAAUGACUUACACUUUUUAAAAAGUAAGCUGCUAGAAUCCAAUGGAAAUGUGAAAGCUGCUUUUAAAAAUACUUUUUUACCUCAAUACACAUUGGUGGAUUUAAAAAUCAUUCGUAAACCCCCGUGCACUACAUCAUCAACCGCAUAUCCAAUAACGCCAUCGCCAUCUCCUAGCGAUAAACCACUUAUUAACCGUUACAUACCACCAUUAACAGUACGAAAAUGCUCGCACUUGUUUUAUGAAAUACCACCCGAUACCUUUUAUGAUUAUAAGGACGGAUACACAAGGCGAUUAAAACUCACUUUAAGGUUUAUCAACGGUGAGUCUAUUUUAGAUUCGUUUUGGUUGCAGUUUGAUCAGAAAAAGCAAGUGAUAACUGGUUUACCUAUUAAAAUUAAAAACAGUAUGAUACCAUCAAAUGGAUAUUUGUUUAUGUUGACCGCAACUGAUAACGAUGGUUAUUCUGUUAGCAUGAAUAUACAAGUGAAUGUUGAAAAUAAUGACUACCCGAUUCUGCAAAAUAUUACACUAAAUUUGACCCUAAAUUUUGAUUUGCGUUUACCAAACCAUACAUUAGAAAGUUUGAUUGUUCGGAGGAUUGCUAUGUUUUACAACGAUGUGGACGAAAGGUAUAUUGAUAUUAUCGAGUUUCGUAAGGAUGGCAUGUUUGUUUCGAUUGGUUGGUCAAACUGUACCUUAAAUAGCGGUAAAUGUGAUAAAAAUUUAGCAAGUUGGAUGCAAAACUUCAUCAUGGACGAAAAAGGGGAAUGUCGUGCUCAAUUUUCCUUUGUCUUUCUACCAGAAUUUUCUGUUCGGGACUUAAUCAUCAAGAAUGAUAAAUCGUGCAUAAAUGAAAGUCAGGUAACAAUAUUGCCUACCUUGUCCUCCCAAAUACUGCCUUCAUCAAGCAUUGUCGUGCCAGACACUAUUCGUUCGUUGUAUAAUAUUUCCAUUGGUGUAUCAUAUUGUGGAAGCAUUAAACACACAAUACCUAAUGGAAUAUUUUACGACUCAUAUGAUGGAAAUAAACAGUCGUUUAUAUACAGUCUCUUGUACACAGAUGGGUUGCCAAUCUCCUGUAAUUCUUGGAUUCAAUUAGAUGCAAAUAAAAUUAUCGGCAUACCAACACAGUCCCAGCCAAAUUCCCCUAACAAGUACUUGCUUCGAGCUGCAAAUGCAAUAGGAAGUUCUGCACGAACCUUUGUUUCCUUGAAUCUGGAUAACAACGUUCCUAAUGUUACUUACAAAGUUGCCUUGAGUUUUAAGACAACCUUCGCAAAGACUGUAUGCGAUUCUCAAUUGAUACAAACGCUUAUCGAUAAAAUAGUUACCUACUUCAAAAGCAAGGAUGAUCGCAAUAUUAAUGUUGUGUAUUUUUCCCGUGGUGACGUGACCACACCAAGCUAUAUCAUGUGGAGUAACUGCUCCUUACGAACUGAAAUAUGCGAUUUUGUAAAUAUCAACAAAAUAUCCGAAAUGUUAUAUAAUGGGACGACUUCAAAUCCAAAUCCUAAUCUUACCAAUGUUCUUCUUCCAGAGUUUUAUAAUGUAUCAGUGCUGGAUGAAAAAUCUGGUCCGUGCUCAAAACACAAAGUACUGGCGGUUGGGAAACAUCCUGAAACGUUGUGUGCAAAUAGUUGCGGAUUGUUUUCAUAUACAAUACCUGAUGAAACAUUUGUAGACCCGGAAGAGGGAAAUACACCAAACUUAAUUGUCGAAGUUGUUCAGGGCGAUCGGAGUCCUUUACCUGCUGACUUAUGGCUACAAUACAACAUGACCACUAAAACUCUGUAUGGUAUGCCCACCGAAGUUGUAAAAAGAAAUCAGCCAAAGAAUGGUUAUAGGUAUUUAUUAAUUGCCUACGACACUGGUAGCGCAGCAGCUGAGACAGUGUUGCAAAUCAAGAUAUGUGGAGAAACACCAAGUUAUAAGAAUAGCGUCACGCUCUCAUUUACAUGUGUAAAUAACCUAACGUCAAUAAUCACAACUGUAAUUAACAUCUUGCAAAACAUAUCAGACAAAUAUUCAGAUGGAACGUUAAAUUCAACUUUUUUAGUCAAAUAUGAGAGCAACCACAACAAGCUAAACAUCACUUGGGCAAAUUGCUCAUCAAACGAAGUUGGGUUCAAAAGCCAAGAGUCGUCAUAUCAAGUUUCAUUGGAAUGUUCAAACGACAAUGUUAUAUUUCAUCGUGAUUUUCCGCCGAUUGCAAACACUAGUAACAUCCGGGUGAGCCCUUCAUAUAGAAAAAUGAACGUGUACGACUUCCCACGUGAUGCGUUUUAUGAUGAAGAAGACGGAUCGAUGGCUAACUUGGAUUUAUACUUCACGUACGCGAAUGGAACUGUAGUUCAUGAUGACCACUGGGUUGGUUUUGUGCGAGAAAAAUCGCAGAUUUACAUUAUACCUACUAAUGAAACUAAAAAUAACUUGGUUUAUCAGUUUUUAUUUGUGGCAAAAGAUUCAAGUAACAAAACAGCGAACAUCAGUUUGUAUGUAGAAAUGUUUGAACCGUUCCCAAAUUUGAAUUUCAUUGUGCAUGCGCAGUACAAAUCUUACUACAAUGCACCCACGGUAGCUAAAAUAUAUACAUUUCUUACUAAGAUGAAUUCUUUUCUUGGUGUAAACAGUACCUUAGUCGUAAGCGAUUAUAAAACUUUUCAGAAUAAUUCAAUCAUGGUGGAAUAUGGGAAUUAUUCUUUAUCAAGAAUGCAGUGCAAAUAUGAAGAAAUAGAAAACAUAACAAUCCGUCUCGUUUCAAGUAACGGACAAAUCAAUGCGGAUUUGUUCACCUUUAUGUUUCCUGAAUGUUUAAUAGAAAAAAUAAGAACAAAAAAGUUGGAAAUAUGCUUGCUUUCGCAAAACAAACCACCAAUGUUGAUAAAUCCAAUACCAGAUAUUGACGUUCCUUCAUGUGGUUAUUUGAAAUAUAAAAUACCGAACACAACUUUUUACGAUGAAGAAGAUGGCUGGACCGGAAAUUUAACUUUGACAUUACAAACAAAACAAAAUUGCUGGCUGGAGUUUGAUACAACAUCACAAACUUUAUAUGCAAUGGUAAGUAAGGAAGCCAUAGCUGACAUGCCAGUACCUGGGUACAGAAUAAUAAUAACAGCUGUUGAUUCCAGAGGAAGUAUGGUGAAUACAACCGUAAACAUUACUGUAUCUCAGUACCCGCAGUCUAGUUUCGAGCUGGUUGUGUUAUUUGAAAUUGCUCCUACUCUGAACUUAUCAUGCUUAAAAGAAAAAAUAUUAGUACUCGAAAAGUUUAAAUCAUACCUGAAAGAUGCAAAUUCGUUAACGAUAAAGUCCGUCGUAAAAGGCACAGAUAGCGUAAUUAUGGAAGUUAUUGUCAUGAAUUGCUCAAUGCGAUACCAGCCUUGUGAUUAUAUUAGUAUGGAUGGAAUGUUACAUCAAUUAGAAGAAUCAACUGGAACAGUUAAACGCGAAUUCUACAAUCACAUGCUUCCGCAGUUUAUUCCGCGAUAUUUAUCUAAGCGCAGAGAUACGCCAUGCUUAGACUCCAGUAACAAAAAGCCGAAACAAAACAUCUCCUUUGUUUUACCUAACUUAACGUCAUGCGACGUAUUUAGAACGAAGUUGCCGUCAAACUUUAUAACUGACGUGGAAGAUGGCCCAUUAGAGAACCUGAAAGUAACAUUACUAAAUGCUUCAAAUGGAUUUGAGGUACAGAAUACAUCGUGGAUACACCUAGAUCGUGUUUUAAAAAUACUCACUAUUGCAAGUAACUACGAAGUAGCAGUUCAGCAACCAAUUGAUGGUUAUAAAUUCACGAUAAUUGCUACGGACAGUCGACUAGCAAGCGCCUCUGUUAGCUUUUUCCUAAAGUUUCAUGUUGCAUCGAGAAACAUAACAUUUGUUGUACGCGAAAAUAUCACCCUGGAAUCUCAAAAUAGUGUAGCAACGUGGUUGUUUGAUUGGAAGAACAAAACAAAGCGGCUAAUUAAUCAACCAAUAGAAAUCCUUGCCUUUAAAAUAGUGAAGAAGGAAGUAUCAUCAGUUAUUAAAGUUUCAUGGACAACAUGUGACGACGACAGGAGCGCUAACUUCUGCAAUUUCUUAAUUAUAGAUAAAAUUAAAUACGAAUAUAGAAAAUCAAACACCAUAUUUGACAUUCAAAGGUACGGCCCCUGUUUAAAUCAACCUUUAUACCCUCCAAAUGCCACAAAAAAUAACAUCGUGUAUAUCAACCCUUGUCUGAAACUGUCAUAUCGACUGCCAGAAGACAUGUUUGCGGACGAAAAGGAUGGUGGAACAAGUAAUUUAACCGUGACGUUAAAACAAACUUACCCUACUGAAAAAAUUAACUUUCUCUUUUAUAACACUUCAUCACAAACACUUAAAGGAGUUGUUAUAGUGAAGGCCUUUGAAGAGUACAAUUAUAUUGAGUACGAGGCUAUUGCAACAGAUUCUGACAAUUUACAAGCUUACACCAAUGUUAAGUUCAUGCUUGAUAAACCAUACGUGCGACAGUAUCAAGUGACAACUGACGUGUUAUAUUUCCCAGGAGUUAAUUCAAAGCAGACCUUAAUAGAAUACUUUUUUAACAAAGUCGAAUCAUAUCUCAAAUUACUCAAGGAUGGUAUUAUCAUAUACAGCAGGAAUAAGUCUAAAACAGCCAGUCAAAACACAAGAUUUAAUGUCACUUUUACACCGUGCUCUUUAACUGGGUAUGGUUGCAACAACAAAGAGUUUACUCGAGUUCAAUCGCUUUUGAUUUUACCAACAGGUAAGCCAAAGUUUGACUUUGUGUCUAGCCUGUUAGAUAUCGUCGUAAUAAGAGAAGUUAAUAUUAAACAGCUCCAAGCGUGUAAUGACACAAGGCCGACAAUUGGUACUGUAAUAGGUCAAUUAAAAACCAGUAUUUGUAACCAUCUCACUUACAAAAUUCCUGAAAGUGCAUUCCUGGAUGCCGAACAAGGAUCCACUUCAAACUUACGCUUGCAAUUCAGGAACUUAAACGAAUUCAAUUGGAUACAAUUUAAUGAGACAACCCAGAUUCUAAGGGCCAGACCAACUUUACAAACCAUAAUAGACCAUCCAAGCAAUAGAUAUAGUCUAAUUCUUGUAGCAAUUGAUGUAGUUGGAAAUACAAUAUCCCAAAAUAUUACAUUGCUCGUUGAAGGCGACCUUAGAACGUAUAAUUUUUUCAUGCAUGUCACCUUAAAACCGUUAAAUUAUAAACCAAUAAAUAACUUUAUUCUGCAUGGAAAGCUCGAUGAAAAGUUAAAAUCAAUUACUGACAAUGAGCACAUAACUAUUGCUAACUUGACAUACGCUGUAGGCAGUACAUAUGUGGACGUUUACGAUUGCAAUUUAAAAGAAGAAUUCUGUCAAGUAAAACAAAAUGAACUUUUGUUGGGUUUCUUGCUUAGUAAUACCAGUGUUAUUAAGACUGCUGCGAUGAACAACUUCCUUCCUGAAUUUCAAUUACUGAAAGUCGAGGGCUUAAACAUGAAUAAAUGUAAAGACAUAUCCAGUGAAAUACCCUUUGUAACAGAUGCUAUACCUGAGCUACAUAUCGAUUUUUGUCAACAGUUGCAUUACAACUUGCCGGAUGGUCUGUUCAUGGAUAGCAGAGAUGGCGAAUUAACUGGCACAUCAAUUGAAUUUUGCUACCAAAACGGAACAGUUGUUGGUAAAACAAGUUUAAUUCAAUACGAUCAAGAAUCAAGAAUCAUAUCUGGAUAUUUGACCCAAAACGAUCUAAUAAAAUAUGGAUUGGCAUCAAAAAUAACAUUCAUUUUAAAAGCCACCGAUUCUGACAAUAACAGUAUUGAUACGUUCGUGUACGUAAAAUUGCCACAAAGAAUAAUUAACAAUUACAUCAUCAGCCUUAAAGCAACAACCUACCUGGACCACACCUUAUCGGAUUUAGAUAUAAUUGCAAAUUUUCUGUCAAGGAUGUACAGGUAUUUUAAAGAUUCAACAAAAAACACAAUCAGCAUUAUCAGAUUCUCACGAAAUGGAUUCCUUCCACAGAAUGUUGAUCUACAAUGGACAAAUUGUACAGUUACUGGUGACAACUGCGACGAGAAAGAGAUUGAUUAUAUUUAUAAUAAAAUUUACGUUCUACCAGAUGUUUACAACCCAUACUACGUCGACGCUUUAGGAAGAUUUGAAGCCAUUAAAGGAAGUGAAAAGAAACCAGGAUUUACUUCGUCAGAGACCGGUAUUGCCAAAGAUAACAUAUGUCUUGAUCCAAAUAACACCAAACCAGUCUCAACACGUAACAUUACAAUAAAUAUCACAUCAUGCGGUGCUUUUAACUAUGUAUUGGCAAACGAUACGUUCCUUGACAUUGAAGACGGCGGUAUAAAUAAAUUGGAAAUGAAACUGAAAUUCACAACUGGUGAAAACAUACCAAAUCAAUACUGGAUACAAUAUAAUGACACAAGCAAGACUUUGUACGGUUACCCUAACGACGAUGCCUUCUCAGUGGAAACUAGGCUGUAUGUAUUGCAGGCUACUGAUAGUGGUGGAAGAAAAGCUUUGACGUAUAUUAUUAUCCUCCUAAACAGGACCGAUUCAAACUCUGAUGGGAAAAGGAAAGUAAUGAAAGCAACUGCUUCUUGCAAAGAAAACCAAAAUGUUCCGCUGAUAGGUACAAUAAUAGACAUUAUAGAGUAUAUGGCCAGUACAUUACAGGUCAAUAAAAAUGAGAUUCACUUAAGUAGUUAUGCAAAAAGAAUCCUAAAUAUCAGUAUUGUCUUUUACACUUGCAGUGAUAGCAAUCUUACAAACGUAAGCAUUGUCUUCAAUAAAACUGUCAAAAAAUGUUUAAUUUAUGAUAUUGUUAUUGAUCAAGUAUUGACGACGACAGCUGUCAUGCCAACUCCCACUAGAAGUAUCCAAGUUUCAUCAUCUGUUGCCGUUCCAAUUGUGCAAGUUCCACGUGUCAUUAAUAGCAUACCAGUAAUAACCAUUACCUGUGGCAUACCAUUAAGGUAUGUGAUUGCUGAAAAUACCUUUUAUGACGAACAAGAUGGCACAACUUCAAACUUAAAUCUCACAAUUCUUGACCAAGACAGACGAGAACUCAGAAAAUCUUACGUGGAGUUUUAUACGGAGACUAAAGAUUUUUUCUUUUUUGUAUCUGUGGAUAACUGUCAUAAAGUGGUCACUGAUAAAGUGUUAUUCGUCAAAGCAACAGAUCGUGAUGGCAACUUUGUCAUGGAUUCAUUUUCACUUUUGGAAAUUAAAGAAACCGUUUCCUGCUGCAUAUACAUAAAGACAACUAAUAAUAUUUCUUAUGAAAAUGUCUCCCAUAACAAUAAAUACAUUUAUAAUUACUAUAAAACCUUACAAAGUGCACCAAUACACAAUGAUGUAAAAGAUGAGCUGAGAAUUGUAUCUGUCGUGGAAGCAGAUGAAAAACAAACAGGAAUAACUUACACAAAUAAAACUUUUACUAAUAAAACAUGUUUUGAAAAUAUCACAAGUGGAUUGUACGAUGUUGUUUUUGAUUACAACAAUGGAACAAUUUUGGAGAGUUACAAGCAAAAGCUCAAACCAUUUUACUUUAUAACGUCUGAUACAGUAACAAAUCAAAGAUGCAAUGAUACUAAUGGAACAACUAUAGUUCCAUUUGUACCACCACCAUCAGUUGGCAGGUUUACAUCCUCCGAGGACUGGUUUUUAUACAUGCUACCGCUAUUUAUUUUAGCCUUUAUGUUGCUGGCAAUUUGUUUAUGCUUCUACAUAUGUAGAUGUUGUUACAGAUGUUGCUGUGGAGUAAAGAAGGAAAAGCCACAGGUCUACCAUGUUGACGAUUUCGAUCAAGCAGACGGACCUUUAGCAAUUGCUAAAGCCUAUGAAAGCAUCCCAGAGGAUAUUGUUUCAGUAACGCCUGUUUUUGGCGAUGUAAAACCGAUGGCAAAACAGAGUUGGGAUGUGUCACCUAUUCCAGUUGAGGGAGGGGUAUUACCCAUAGUCAAAGAUGAUCCUGAGAAACCAAUAUCUUCUAUAAUUGCACCAAUUCAGAUGCAAGAAGCCCAAGAAGGAAGAUCCAGUUCCAUGUUUGCUCCAUUAUUAGAGAAUGAAAACCAAAGAAGUCGAUCUCCGUCUAACAUGAUGUCUGUCCAAAGCUCUAGGAGGCCAUCUCACAUUUCAGAGCUAUAUGCUCAACCUAUCAAAAGAAAUAAGAAAGUAUUUCAAACCAGUAGAAAUCGGUCACUGCGUUCUUCGAGAAGAAAAAAAGAAUUAAAUGUCAGUGCUCCAGUGACAACGUCAUAUACAAUCCAUGAGAUUGAUCAUGAUACACAACACAACUCUCAUAUGCGAUCAGUACACCAAUCUAACUCCAGUAGAAGCUUACGUCACAGACACGAAGACCAUGCUACCCGCCGUCAUCUGCGACUACCAGCUAUUCCCACAGGACCACCGCCACCAUAUUCACCUCCAAGAAAAGCGCGUAUCGUUCGAAAGACUCUAUUUCCAGAAUAUUAUGAAAGGUACGUACAACCAAGUCAUCAUCGUCACUCAUCAGCUCCAAUUGCAAUUCCUUUAAAACCAACAAUUAUAAAAAGUCCAAGGCGUUCUGUAUUAUUACCGAGGUUACACAAGCGGAGAAAAGUUGUUUCAAUGCCUCUAAUUAGAAAACAUCGUAAACGCAAGGAAGAGAAACCUAUUGAAGUUAUUGAGCUCGCUGAUUCAGCAAGUGAGAUAUCUACAUCAGCAUCUUCCACUUUAAGGAAGUACGAUAGCGAGUCAUCAAUAGAAGUGAAGGCGAUUUUGAAGGGAAAGGGAAAAGCUAUUCAAAAAAUACUGGGGAAACCAUCUCCAAUAUCAUAUUUAAAUGCCAAAGUAAAACAUCAAUCGAAACAUAAAAGACGAGAGAAGUAUAGAGUCAACCUAGAAAAAGUUACUUUACCAAAAAAGAAACGGCGACUACCGGACGUUGAUACCGGAGAAAUCGAGGUAAGACGUCGACAUCAUCCAUAUAAACCGUACGAGUACAAGUUCACAGAACCUUAUCUGUACGACUAUGUUCCAAUUAGAAGAAAAAAAUUAAAAAGGAAUCCCAGGGUUCGUAUGGAAGACAAAAUCAAUUACUCAGAAGACGAACAAGAAAUUAGGAGAAUUCGCUCACGGCUUACAGAAAGUAAACAUCGUCCAACGUUAGAUGAGCUGUUAGAAGAAACAGAUAAAGAAGAUACAUUAGUCAGAGGAAAGAGACGGUUAUUGCCGCUAAAAAAUCGGAAAAACAAAGGUAACGAAAGCAUCCGCGAGCAAAGAAGACAUAAAGAUAAAGAGACAUGGAUAAGUUUAGAGGAUUUGAAUCCCGAAGUUUAAUGUUUUCGUUGUUUAUGUUUUUUUAUGUUGAUUUAUAAUUUCAAUUAUCUGAGUUUGUUCUUAAUUUAAUCAAUUUUGUGUUCUUCAGAAAAAAAGGAGAUAAAAAAACGAAAAAAAUUGAAAUAAUUUGACAAUAAUCUAAAAGAUAAAUCUACUAUCUUUUGUUUAAUUUUAUUUUUAAAGUUACCAUCUAUUUUUACUCUUUGCUUUCAAAUAUUUUUGUCAGACUUAUAUCUUGCAUUAUUCUUGUAUAUGUAAAUUUUUAAAUUAUUUUAUAUAUAUUCUGUAGCUAUAACUUUUUUUAAAGUAAUUUAUUAUGGUAAAAAUGUCUCAUUUUUUUGUGAAAUUGGAAAAUAUCAAUUUCCGAAAAUUAAAACCUGUUUGAACAACCUGUUUAAAACACGCAUAGCUAUACGAUUUUUUUAUGAUCGUGUACUUCCCAUGGGUAGCUGCAACUGCCCAGAUUGUAAAAUAUAGCUGCGCGAUUUUAAACAGCUUAAAUUCUACCUCAAAGUACUACAAAUAUCUUGUAAAAAUUGCAGAUUGUCAAGAAUACAGCCAUUUUUUCUUUGUGUUUGAUCAAUUACCAAGAAUACUCUAUCUUGGCAGCAAAGAAUGGGUGUUGCCAUAAACUUACUU